UAAGGAAACAGUUUACAUUGGCAACCAGUACCUGACAGGCAUGCGGAGGGGAGCUGCUACUCAGACUGACCUGAUCGCAGCUUUCUAUUUAUGUUUAUAAAAACGACCGAACUCAUCGCAUAUAUUUACUUGUAUUGGGUUUGUUUUUAAACGCUGUAAUGGAUUCAGCCUCUGUACAUUUCUCUUUAGACCUUGUUUCUGGCUGCGGCUCACUUCUGAGUCCAGAACAGAAAACGGCGCUUCAGACAUCUUUGGUGAUUUUGAAAAGGAACUACAAAUUUACUCGUGUUUUAUUCUGGGGCAAAAUAUUCGGAAUCAAGGCGGAUUAUUAUAUAGCACGUGGACUGGGUGCCGAUGAGAUGAGAGAUAAAACGAUUUUGUACAGCUUAAACUGUAUGGACUGGAACCUGCUCCCUCCAGCAACAAAGGACAUGAUUGCCGAGGCAUCUGUCAUAAAAGGUUGGUUCAUGGGAGAUCCCUCUCAUGAGUAUGAAUAUUCAGAGACGAAAAAGACUGGUGAAGAAGAUCAAGAGGAGGAAACUUCAAUAAAGAUCAAAGAAGAGCACCGACUUACUGCAACAAUAUCACUAAUAGAUGAUGAUGUGGCAGUAGUUCCUCGGGGGGCUUACAUACAGACUCCUCAUGGUCACAUACACACCAACAGGAGCUUCCAAGGGUUAUCAAUGACUGAAGCAAAGAAGUUAAAUAAUUAUUUUCACUUUACUGAACCAAUUUACCUAAAGAAGAAAUCACUGUUGGAAAAAGCGGACAUGGACCCAUCAAUUGAUUUUCUAGAUUCCCUUGAAGAGGAUGUCCCAAAAGGAUCAUGGAGUCUGCAGUCUGAGAAAGGGAACAGUGUAGUUCUCCUACGCAGUCUUCUUUGGCUUGGUCUUAGCUUUUACCACAUCCCUAUGACAUCUCAUCAUGGCUACAUUUACAUGGGCACUGGACAAAAAAACAUAGAUCUUCCUUUUAUGUUGUAGGAAAGACACAAACUCCCUCCAUGAACAACUACAGACAUAUAAAUGGUAGCAUAUAUUGGCAAAAAUACAAUUAAUGUAUUGUUUUAUAAUUUGUGAUUUUUUUGUCCUUACGAAUCUUCAUCAUUAAACAAAUGUGUGAUAUUACAAGUUAA
Molecule: messenger RNA, 1135 nt
Organism: Erpetoichthys calabaricus (reedfish)
Lineage: Eukaryota; Metazoa; Chordata; Cladistia; Polypteriformes; Polypteridae
Product: radial spoke head protein 9 homolog
Exons: 5
Coding region: 159-983 (274 amino acids)
Biological process (GO): cilium movement involved in cell motility; axoneme assembly; motile cilium assembly
Cellular component (GO): axoneme; radial spoke
Source: RefSeq, a predicted model, not a curated record